AUGGCGAUGGACAGAAUAGGUAGAUCGACAGUGGGGCUGGCGCAAGAUUCUUCGCUGAAUUCGACGGCGGCUGCGGCGGCGGCGGCAGGAGCUACAACCCCGUACUCGUCGUCCUCGGUUUGCACUAAUUAUCCGUUGAUUUCUGCUUUCCUCGCCUUUGCAAUCGCCCAGUCAGCUAAAUUCAUUGGCUCAUGGUAUAAAGAAAAUCGUUGGGAUUUCAAACAACUCGUCGGGUCUGGCGGCAUGCCCUCAUCUCAUUCGGCAACAGUAACUGCUCUUGCUAUUGCUAUUGGGUUGCAAGAGGGUUUUGGAGGAUCUUUAUUUGCGGUUGCCCUAAUUUUUGCAUUUGUGGUGAUGUAUGAUGCGACUGGUGUGAGAUUACAUGCGGGCCGUCAAGCAGAGGUUUUAAAUCAAAUUGUAUAUGGGCUUCCAGCUGAACACCCACUUGCCGAGAGCAGGCCGCUACGCGAACUUCUCGGUCACACCCCUCCUCAGGUCUGUGCUGGUGCAAUAUUGGGUCUAUUUACAGCAUCAAUUGCCCAUUUGAUCAGUGGCUCUGGCUCUCGAGCUUAG
Striga hermonthica is the source of this 573-nucleotide messenger RNA. Lineage: Eukaryota; Viridiplantae; Streptophyta; Magnoliopsida; Lamiales; Orobanchaceae. The record is from the annotation of a GenBank genome assembly.